GGCUCUGUGUGUCAGCUGAUCCUCCUGCACUGGGCGAGGAGAAUUAGCAGCAGGAAAACAUUGUUGCUGGCUAGUUAAACCAUGGCUGCGGAGAUCCAUUCGAGGCCUCAGAGCGCCAGGCCAGUUCUUCUGAACAAAAUCGAGGGACACUCAGACGUUGUCACAGUUGCCGUUUUAAUCCCGAAGGAAGAUGGAGUGAUCACUGUCAGCGAAGACAGAACCAUCCGGGUGUGGCUAAAGAGAGAUAGCGGUCAGUACUGGCCAAGCAUCUACCACACAGUCUCCUCUCCCUGCUCAUGUAUGUCAUAUCACCAUGACAGUCGACGUAUCUUCAUCGGCCAGGACAAUGGUGCGGUUGUGGAGUUUCUCAUCUCUGAAGAUUUCAACAAGAUGAACCAUGUGAAAACAUAUCCAGCUCACCAGAACCGGGUUUCAGACAUGGUGUUUACCCUGGAGAGCGAGUGGGUUGUGAGCACCGGCCAUGACAAGAGUGUGAGCUGGAUGUGCACCCAGAGUGGAAGCAUGCUCGGCAGACACUAUUUCACUUCAUGGGCCUCCUGCCUACAAUAUGAUCAUGAGACUCGGCACGCCUUUGUUGGCGAUUACUCGGGGCAGAUUACACUGCUGAAGCUGGAGAGGCAGACAUACUCCAUUAUCACCACACUGAAGGGCCAUGAAGGUAGCGUAGCAGCCUUGUGGUGGGACCCUGUCCAGAGACUGUUGUUCUCGGGUGCCUCUGACCACAGUGUUAUCAUGUGGGACAUAGGAGGGCGCAAAGGACGAACCUUACUGUUGCAGGGACACCAUGAGCGUGUCCAGGCACUGCGCUACCUCCAGUUGACCAGGCAGCUGGUGUCGUGCGCAGCUGAUGGAGGCAUAGCAGUGUGGAACAUGGACACAAAAAGAGAAGAGGCACCUCAGUGGUUGGAAAGUGAUUCCUGCCAGAAGUGUGAGCAGCCUUUCUUUUGGAAUGUCAAGCAGAUGUGGGACACUAAAACCCUGGGGCUCAGACAGCACCAUUGCAGGAAAUGUGGCAUAGCUGUGUGUGGUAGAUGUAGUUCCAAACGCUCCACGUUCCCAGUGAUGGGCUUUGAGUUUCCAGUGCGGGUGUGUGACACCUGUUUUGACUCAAUCAAAGAAGAAGAUCGCACACCAUUGGCCACAUUCCAUGAGGGGAAACACAACAUUGCCCACAUGGACAUGGACCCAUCCAGAGGCCUGAUGGUCACCUGUGGAAGUGAUCGCAUUGUCAAGAUCUGGGAUGUGACGCAGGUGGUUGGCUGUAGCUUAGCAACAGGCUUCUCUCCGCGCUGAUUGGUCAAGUCACUCCUCUGGUGUCAUGGAAACCCCUCUGUACAGUGCAUCAUCGCCAUCAUGCCUGGACUCUGCAGCAGGAUGUGCACAUGUGCGUGCGUGUGUGAGUGAAUGCCAGUAGCAUAGGUCUGAUGUGCAUUUUUUUUUGUUUUCCUUGAUCCUUUUCACUCCUAUUCAUAGUGAUGAGUGUGUGUGCACCUGACCCCGCACAGAGCACAAAGCACAAUGGUGUGUGCAUGUGAAUGUGUGCAUGCCCCCCUUAUGGGAAGAGUGUCAAUGUUAGUGUUUACGUUUAAUAUUUCAGUUUUUUUUUUGACAAACGUUGACAACGGUCAGUUGAUUAUGAUUUCAUUUUUUUUAUCCUUGUACUGUAAUCUUCAUCAAUUCAUGACCUGCCACACUUGUAAAAACAUACACAUGCUUCCGUCGCAUAUUUUUGCAGUCCACUAACUGUCUUACUCUGUAACAUGUAUAGAAACAGCACCUGUAUACACAUCUGCUUUAUGUUUAAAGUGAAAAUAGUUGUUUGGAAUGACUUUCUAAUCCCAGUUAUCAGUUCCCACCGUAACCUUUUUUUCUGUCUUUUUCACCAGAAGGCCUUAAAAUCACUCUCAGGAGGUUUUACAUCAAUGGGUUAUCAGUGGGCGGGGCUCUUCAUAAUCUGUGUUACUCCAACCUUUUAGUCAACACAACCAUUCAAGUGUGUGAAUUAGCCAUAAAUCAUAUCUUAAGUACAUUUCCAAAUGACGCUGUGUACGCAGUGGUGCAGCUGCUCUGAUGCUGACCCACCCUUCCAAGGGUUGAUCCCAAGUGAGGCAAGAAAACCUACUACGUUGCUAUAGCAACAGAUCAUUGCAAAAUCUAACACUGUUUGGUAGCAGCAUUAAAAAUGCCUUUGCUAAGGUCGAGAAAUCGUCUGUUGAAUGAAGUGUUGAGUAGAGAAAUUUCACUGCUUGCAGGUAGACAGACACGUGACAAUUAUGGAGAAAACUCCAAUGCCUUUCGAGAGUUACGAGUAAAAUAAAUGUAUUGAAUCUCAAUUGGAUUUUUACCUCCAAGGCACAAUGGACAGCUGCUAGAAUUUCGUUAAACACUAAAUGCUACACAUAAGCUUUGUUCCCACUGUAUCAGGCAUGUCAAAAUGCCUAAAAGACAGAAGGGCGCACUUGGGAUUGUCCCCAUGCACUCGCUCAAUGAAUUUCUGGAUGUUUCCUAUUUUGGUUUGUUCAUCCCUCCUUCCCCCACACGUGUGUAAUCAAGGAUUCCACUUUGCAGGGAACUCAUCCCGACACUCGGUGAAAGAAUAGUUUUGAUUUGUGGCGCUCCUAUAAGUGGUGGCUGAUUUGUGCUUGCUUAUGUUGGAUGCCUGCCUUCUAUGGUUCUAAAGUAAACACCAUAUAUUCCUGAUCACAUUCCACUUUUUGAUGUAGUGUAUAUUUAUAUAUGCAGUAAAGUAUUUAUUAUCUGUGUAAA
Hippocampus zosterae (dwarf seahorse) is the source of this 2787-nucleotide messenger RNA. RefSeq names its product WD repeat and FYVE domain containing 1 (gene wdfy1). The record is from RefSeq and is a predicted model, not a curated record. The coding region runs from base 82 to 1314 and encodes 410 amino acids. The transcript is spliced from 12 exons. Lineage: Eukaryota; Metazoa; Chordata; Actinopteri; Syngnathiformes; Syngnathidae. Gene Ontology annotation, molecular function: metal ion binding; protein binding.